Messenger RNA from Lindgomyces ingoldianus, 1178 nucleotides. RefSeq lists its product as uncharacterized. Bases 223 to 1020 code for a protein of 265 amino acids. Gene Ontology annotation, cellular component: THO complex part of transcription export complex. Lineage: Eukaryota; Fungi; Ascomycota; Dothideomycetes; Pleosporales; Lindgomycetaceae. The transcript has a single exon. The record is from RefSeq and is a predicted model, not a curated record. Gene Ontology annotation, biological process: mRNA processing.
CUCUAGAGCCUCGAGUUAACUUUCCUAGAUGCCCUCCACAACAUUGCCCGCCUCCUCGUCGUCGAAUCCCGCCCGUACUCACGCGUUGCUACUAGACUUCUUGCGCCCGAUGCCCUGAACGCACCGCGACCAAUACAACUCCCGUCUCCGCCUCCAGAUGGCUCUGCUGCCGAUGAAGCAGCCGCGGCGAGAGCCGCUGAACGCGAGAAACAGGUUCGCCACAUGAAGGGUUGGCAGAACGAGAUCAUGAACGAGCUCGAUUUAUUGGACUACGCCGUUCUCCGCAUGGAGAUGACGACAAACAGCAACCAGGCUGAGCGAAGUCGCUACGCCAGGGAGAAAAUCGCCAUUACGGACAAGCAGAAUGCCAUUCGAGAGAGUAUCGAGGAGCUCCGAGAACAACUCAAGGAAGCCAAGGAGACGCUCGCGAUCCGCAAGACGUACGACGAUCAGACAGACAAGAUCACUAGCAGCAAGAUGCUGAAGCCGCGGGAUGAGCAGGCUGCAGCGCAUGCUAAGCUAGACGAGGAGAUUUCUGAAUUACAGCAAGAGGUGGAGAAUUCUAAGAAUACUUGGGCGGAGCGGCGGAUGCAGUUUGGUCGCAUUGAGGAAGAGGCUAAGGAGAUGCUACGGAUGAUUAAGGAUGAGAAGGAAGAGGCAGAGCGCAAGGAGGGUAUGAUGAAAGAUGGUGAUGAGAUUGAUGACGUUGAGGGCAGCACCACAAGGGGGGAAAUAAGCCAUGUUGGUACCCCGAGACCAGAUGGUGGUGUAACUCCGAUGCACAUGCAUCAUAGCGAUGAGGGCUCCCAGACACUCAAGGUGCCGCAAGACCGGCUUGCACUCUUAUCUCGGGGCAACAGUGUAGCUCCCUCUCCUGCAAAAUCCGCUGAUCAGGAUGUUGAGAUGAGCGAGGCUGGCCCCGCCGAUGGAGACGGUCAGGCGGAUGAUUCUUCUAGCAUCGAAGAGGGUGAGCAUGAAGAAGAUGACGGGCCGCCUCCAGACGAGAUGGAUGACUCUUAACGCAUGGAGCCUAUUGAGUGUGCCUCCUUCAAAUGUUCACUUUCACGGCUCCUUACGAUACCCGUACUAUUUGCAUAGCCUGGCGUUAUAAUAUAGGGUAUUUCGGGCGAAGUUUUCUAGUCCUAUAUCAUACCACCUGACGCACAAUAUGAGAGAAG